AUGAGUCUCCCUCUUUCCUCAAGACUAUUGAUAGUUCUUGCUUGUUCUCUGCGUGCCGUCAGUGGAAACCCUGUCGGAGCAAUCUCUGCAGCCAAACCAACCGAACAGCAGUCAGCCGACAAGACUAUUGUGACUACUACGACCGAGCCGGGAUCAACAUACACGCUGACUUAUACGCCGUCAAUUGUCACUGCAGACACUACGUUAAUAGAGGGAUGCACUACUGCUUUUGUCUAUGCAGAAGCCAUAGUUGGCGCUCUGCUAGGAGGGCCCGCGGUGGCUGCCCUGCCAUUUGUUAUUCCCAAGGCUAUACCGCCAAACCUGCUUGACGGAGAACCUGUAGAUGGCGGAAGGAACGAAGGUGAUGAUGAUCAAGGAUGUCAAAAGAUAACUGCGAACAUAUGUACCGAAGAAUGCACUACAGAUUGGUUCCAUUUUGAGAACCAGCCUCAUACCACAUCCACAUGCGCGGCAGCAGCAAGCGCGAAGACCACAGGAUGUGACGUUACUGAUACCACCAAAACAAAUUCUCACCCCAUCCCCACACCCAGUGUUACGACCUUGACGACAACGACCAAUAGCGGAAACCCCAGCGCUGCGCCCUUCGACUACCUUGUUAUCCAGGUUUACUUGGGGCAGGAGUAUCAGCGUUUGCACAUUGAUGACAAUGGCGGGACUGCUGAACAUGAAGCAGACUGCGAGGAUGCUGCUUCAAAAGGAGUCUUAGGGGUAAUGGGCGUAAAGGUGAGGCACAACAAGCUGCACGACAACAUCGCAGACUUUUGCAAGCAGCAGAAGGGCUCCACCGCAAGCUCGAAUUACUCGCCCUUGCUCACGUACGAUCAGGAUGAAUAUCGGAUGCAAGCGGUCCUUCAGGUAUCGUAUACCGGAAAUCGAGGCGAAGGCGCCACAUAUACUCUUGAUGACGAGCAAAAAUGUAAUGAUCUAUUUAGCAAGAUCCUCACAUGCGGGCCUGACAAAAACCACACGGGCGGCGACAAAAUGAAAUCCGAAAAACGAGUCUUCGCAAUAGAGCCGUCUACGUACCUUGGUGCGCUCGGAUGCGCACCGGACGAUUACAAGUGGGGCGUCCAAGCAAGUGAAGCUCUUGACAAUAUCGAUGAUUUUUGUGGCAAUUUUGAUGGGCAAAGGAUCAACCAGGGUGAAAGGAAGGACGCUAAAUAUCAACAAGCAGUAGGCGGAUUAAUGAGCACAAUCAGCGUUACUUGGGAGCCCAAGACUGGCGGCUGCGAGAAAGGUGGCGCUCACGAUCACGGAUAUCCGAUCAACAAGACGAUCAACGACUGCAACAAGGGUGACCCUAAAUUCAAAGCCGCAGGCACCAACACGGAUCAAUGCGCCAUAUAUCAAAUCUAUGUCGAGUCCCGAGAGACUGUCGUCUGCGGUUCCGAUCCACUAUACCCCCAAGCGGACAGAGACCGAUGGAAGUCCUUCAGCCCCAAAGACGCCCACGAUGCUAUCGACGAUUUCUGCGGCAAGAAUCUCCAAGCAAACCCCGCUGCAAGAGAUGACAGUGGCGGAUUCAGCCAGGACGGAAGGUGGCCUAAAGGCAUUGCUACAGGUGGGAAUAAUUCGGUAUCCAUCAAAGUUACUUUCCACUCGCAGGAUGACUUGGCGGCCUGCCCUGCAGACACGAAGGCAGAUCAGGCUUUCAAUACUGGUGGAGAUGACUGUCAGAGGCGGCUGGGAAAGAUGGUCGUGGACGGUUGCGAUCCGAGUGGGGACAAGCAUGGUGGAUGGUUGCUUGAUUCAUCUUACAAUGGCUGUGUUCAAUGGCAGAUCGGCAGUAUCGCAGCCCCUGGAGAUUGA
Messenger RNA from Bacidia gigantensis, 1830 nucleotides. RefSeq lists its product as uncharacterized. NCBI's taxonomy places the organism in Eukaryota, Fungi, Ascomycota, Lecanoromycetes, Lecanorales, Ramalinaceae. The coding region runs from base 1 to 1830 and encodes 609 amino acids. The record is from RefSeq and is a predicted model, not a curated record. The transcript has 5 exons.